Molecule: messenger RNA, 578 nt
Organism: Boeremia exigua
Lineage: Eukaryota; Fungi; Ascomycota; Dothideomycetes; Pleosporales; Didymellaceae
Exons: 2
Coding region: 1-417 (138 amino acids)
Source: RefSeq, a predicted model, not a curated record
AUGCGCUUCAAUAUCACUUUCGCCAUCGUCCUCUCCAUGCUAGCCGCCGUCAUCGCCAUGCCCACCAGCGGCGUGAAGAUCGAGUCUCUCAACUUCCCCACCACCGCGUUCGCCUCCAUGCUCGAAACCCACAGCUUCAAGAGCCCCAUCGCCUGCCCCGCUGGCGAAGGCAACUGCGGCGUCGUGACGUUCGAAAGCGGUCAGUACGUCACCUUUGGCCAGGGCACCUGCAUGCAGCUCAGUGGCAAAGUGCAGUCCAUCUACGUCGCCAAGUGCUUCUGUUCUCUCUGGACGUCUUGCACUGGUAAUGCCGAGACGGAUAUCUUCGUCGACGGCAUGAUGAUGUGCGAGAAGCCUAGAACCAUGGACACGUUCGCGAAGAAAGUUAAGUACAUCUCCUGUGGAGGGAUGAACUAGGCGACAGCUCAUUGGUAGAUCGUUCUUACGGCAUGUCGGGCACAAAUCCAGUCACUUUGGGAUUGGAGAUCACACUUCAGCGCAUGUUUAGGAUAUUACGGUCGAUGCCCUCACCCUUUGUGGGUGACUUCAGAGAUCGAAAACGGGGAGCUCAGUGCCUG